AUGCCGGCGGCAGGGAAGGAGCUCCCCGCGCCGCCGCCGCCCUGCACCUCUCGCUGCCCCGGGCAGUGGGAGUUCGAGUUCAUCAUCGUCCUCACUGGCGACCCACUCGGCUUCCAGAGGCUGCCAGACAAGUUUGCCGAGUUCGUUGCCGGCAAUGAGCUAGCCGUGCUGCAGCUGUGGGAGGCUGGUUGCGGCUUCUGCCGGUGGCCGGUGGACGUGCUAUUUGACGGGCGCGGCAAGAUGUACCUCCAUACCGGUUGGGAGAAGUUUGUACGCUUCCACGACCUCCAAGACGGCUGCGUACUCACAUUCUCCUACCAAGGCGACAAGGAGAUGAGCGUGAAGGUGUUCAACGACACGUCCUGCCGCCGGCACUACCACAUCGACGACGAAGAGGAUGACGAUUGA
This is a messenger RNA of Lolium perenne, 408 nucleotides long. Its product is annotated as B3 domain-containing protein Os03g0212300-like. The record is from RefSeq and is a predicted model, not a curated record. Gene Ontology annotation, molecular function: DNA binding. NCBI's taxonomy places the organism in Eukaryota, Viridiplantae, Streptophyta, Magnoliopsida, Poales, Poaceae.